Siniperca chuatsi (mandarin fish) is the source of this 1558-nucleotide messenger RNA. RefSeq names its product H-2 class II histocompatibility antigen, E-S beta chain-like. Lineage: Eukaryota; Metazoa; Chordata; Actinopteri; Centrarchiformes; Sinipercidae. Gene Ontology annotation, biological process: antigen processing and presentation of exogenous peptide antigen via MHC class II; immune response; positive regulation of T cell activation. The record is from RefSeq and is a predicted model, not a curated record. The transcript has 6 exons. The coding region runs from base 3 to 842 and encodes 279 amino acids. Gene Ontology annotation, cellular component: membrane; MHC class II protein complex. Gene Ontology annotation, molecular function: MHC class II protein complex binding.
UGAUGAUCAGGUCAUGUGAUCAUGUCCUCUGGUUUUUAGAGCAGCUCUCAGUCAGACUGUGUCAGUGUUUGUCAAGUGAACAGAGGAACAUGGCUUCAUCCUUUCUCAGCUUCUCGCUCCUCUUCAUCAGCCUCUGCUCAGCAGAUGGAUUUUUGGAAUAUUCAGUGGACCGCUGUGUGUUUAACUCCACUGAUCUGAAGGACAUCGAGUACAUCUGCUCUUUCUAUUUCAACAAAGUGGAGGAUGUGAGGUUCAGCAGCAGUGUUGGAUUGUUUGUUGGAUACACUGAGCCUGGACUGAUGUACGCAAAGAACUGGAACAAAGAUCUUUCAUAUCUGGCUCAGAUGAGAGCUGAGAAGGAGAGGUACUGCGAACACAACAUCGGGAACUGGUACAGCAACAUUCUGACUAAAUCAGCGGCGCCCUACGUCAGGCUGAGCUCCACGGCGCCCUCCGGUGGGAAACACCCCUCCAUGUUGGUCUGCAGCGUCUUCGACUUCUACCCCCAACAGAUCCGAGUGAGCUGGCUCAGAGACGGACAGGAAGUCACCUCUGAUGUCACUUCCACCGAUGAGCUGGCAGACGGGGAUUGGUACUACCAGAUCCACUCUCACCUGGAGUACACGCCCAGCAGGUCUGGAGAGAAGAUCUCCUGUGUGGUGGAGCACGCCAGCCUGAAAGAGCCUCUGGUGACCGACUGGGACCCGUCAAUGCCCGAGUCUGAGAGAAACAAGAUCGCCAUCGGAGCCUCAGGACUGAUCCUGGGUCUGAUCUUAUCUCUGGCUGGAUUCAUCUACUACAAGAGGAAGGCCCGAGGAAGGAUUCUGGUUCCCACUAACUGAGCCUGGACCUGGUCCUGGAUCCUGCAGCUGUUGGUCAGACGGAGGAAAAAGCAGCUGCUGCUUCAACCUGCUUCCUGUGUUUUCAGCUCAGCAGACUGUCGGUGCUGCCACCUGCUGGACUGGCUGAACUCCUGAUUCUCUGCUGGUCUCUGUACUCUGAUGCUCUGCUGGUCUAAACCCUGAUCCAGGACUGUCGGUCCACCGUCCUGUUAAACUGUCUGAGGACUGUUAAAGUCCCUCAGAAACCAUCAGGACCGGUAUUCGCUCUGACAGUCCUGGACCAGGUUUAGUGUGGCCUCUGGAUCUGGACUCUGCUUCCUCUACAUGUGAUCUGAUGCUUUACUGUGUGAAAUCAAUAUUUUUCAGCCACUAACUGACUUAUCAGCUGCUUUGAGAUCAUUUAAUCACUUAUUUUAAUUACCUGGGGUUUCAGUUUGAUCGAUAGAUUUCUGGAGUGAAAUAUUUUAAAUACAAUAAACCAACAGAAAACUCUGACUGUGGUGUCGUUCAAGAUGUUUGUAAUUUUAUAAUGAAUCUGUAGUUUUUAAAAGAAAUAAUAAAAACUUCAUACAGAAAAACGUCUUAAUGUGUGAAGAAAAGAUAAAUCUGUAAUAAAGAUGUUGUUAUUUUACAAGAAUAAAGCCAUAAAAAGAUGUAAGUUGUAAUAUUCCAGGAACUGAUUGUAAUAUUUUGAGAAUAAAGCUGAUUGGACAUUA